AUGGACAACUCCAUGUUCUAUGACCAUGAUCCCAGAGUGAAUGGGGAGAAAAAUGUGUGCGUUAUAAAAACUCACGGAAAAGGCAUGAAAAUGUACAUGCCCAUGAUGGAACUACACAUCAUCAACUGUUUGCCUCUGUUGCUGGUGAUCCUAGCUGUUGAAGCCUACGAGGGGAACAGCAAUGCAACAGAUGCAAGUCGAGCACCGCGGAGCAGCAGAAGGGUAGUCAGGUUAUACUCCGGGAGGAGACCAGAUCCUAUCAUCUGUAAUGGGGAAGGCUUUCAAGCGGACCCAUCGAAUUGCGUCGUGUUCUACCGUUGUAUGAAAUCAGGAAGAGGAAAAUAUAUGACCUAUAAGUUCCAAUGUGCACCAGGCACAAUUUACGAUCCAGAUGCUGAAAUCUGUAAUCAUCCCUCUACCGUCAAAAGGUCAAAUUGCGGAAUAGAACCUAACAUAUCAGAAAACGACCAAGUACAUGAUAAUGCAAUAGAGGAAGUCAGAAAUGAAUUCCCAUUACCAAUAACGACAAAAAUACUACCAUUUUAUACAAAGAUCACUGGGAGCUCUCGUAUUUAUACAUGGCCAACUUCUCCAAAGAGACAAGAUUUGUCAACUUCAUAUCCUUUGCUUAUUUCUACAGCUGAACAUAAAAGGUUUAACAGUUCCGCUUUUAAAGAACUUGUUGUUACAUCUACUCGAAAACAAAGAUCAACUACUCCUAAGAUAUUGCCUAUUCCCCGAAAGCCGACUGCACAGAAUGGGGAUUUGUGCAUAUUUGAAGGAUUUAUGGGCGACAGUGAAAAUUGUCGAAAAUUCUAUAGGUGUAUAAGUAACUUACGUGGGGGUUUCAUACGCUACGAAUUUAUGUGUACUGAAUCAACUAUUUGGGAUGAUGAUAUCCAAUCAUGUAAUCAUGCAUGGGCUGUGAAACGAAGACGGUGUGGUAGGGGUAAUAUAAAUGAGGUUUCUGAUGUCGAAAUAGAUGAACAUAAAAACAGUCCUUAUACAAAUGACAAAGUAAUACCCAAUAAUCUAGAACAAAACUUUAUAGUAUCACAAACCCAAAAAACUUUUGAUGUCACAAAAAAUCCCGUCACUACCACUUUAAGGCCAAAUCCAACGACACCGUCUUACUUGAUGGACAUAAGCUAUACUCAUAGUUAUGAAACGAAACAUUCUAUUUCUGACGAAUGCUUCGAAAGUGGAUUUUUAGGAGACAGAAAUGAUUGUAAGAAAUUUUAUCGAUGUGUGGAUAAUGGAAGAGGAAGUUAUACGAAAUAUCAAUUUUCUUGCGGCGAAGGUACUGUUUGGGAUGCUAAUUUAGAGGCUUGUAACCAUGCAUGGGCUGUUAAAGGAUGUGGGGUAAAAAAUUCAACAGAACACCCAGGAACUACUUCGACAUCUAUUGCAACAGAAACUCCUACAAAAUCUACCCCAAUAUACGAAGCAACCUUACAAACUUCAACAAUAGAUAAUGAUGAUGUUGGCUAUGGAAAUCAAAAUCCCACUACAACCAAGUUACCUUCAUCAACAGCUGAUAUUCAAGCGACUAAGCAACCAUCCAGUGACUGUACCUCUAGUGGUUUUAUAGGAGAUGAGACAGAUUGUAAAUUAUUUUAUAGAUGUGUAGAUAAUGGUGACGGUACUUUCACCAAGUUUCAAUUUACCUGUGGUGAAGGGACAGUUUGGGACUCAGACUUAGAAGCUUGUAAUCACGUCUGGGCAGUCAAAACAUGUGGAAGUAAAGGUACAACAAAAGCCCCGAUACAAGGGGUUGGUACCACAACAACUUCAAACGUAAUAACUAUAACAUCUACACAACACGCUCAAAGUUCCUUACCUACUGCUCAAACAACAACGGAUGAAGAUGAAAAUGCUGGAUAUGGUAAUCCAAAUCAAGAAACUAGCUCAAUGUCAACAACACUUCAAUCAACAAAUACAACGCCUAUUCCUGGGAAAUCAGAAAGCAAUUGUACAUCUAGUGGAUUCAUGGGUGACGAAACAGAUUGCAAAAAAUUCUAUAGAUGCGUGGAUAAAGGAGAUGGUGACUAUAAUCGUUAUGAAUUUACAUGUGGUGAAGGAACAGUUUGGGAUCCCAAAAUAGAAGCUUGUAAUCAUCCUUGGGCAGUUGAAAAGUGUGGUGGCACAUUUUCGUCUACAACGGAAAAAAUAGAAUCAUCAAGUAUAACAGACACUAAUACUGCUCAGUCAGUAACGCAAAAUGAUGAAUCAGAUAGCGGUUAUGGUAUGCAACAGGAUGAAAUUUCUUCAUCGCAAUUAGAUACAUUAUCAUCAUCACCAGCCAGUAUCACUACAACAACUGAACAACAAAACUCUUACAAUGAUUGUACGUCUAAUGGAUUUUUUGGAAACCAUAUGGAUUGUAAAAAGUUUUACAGAUGUGUUGAAAAUGGCAAUGGUAGUUUUACGCGUUAUGAAUUCUCAUGUGGUGAAGGUACUGUUUGGGACUCAAAAAUACAAUCUUGUAAUCAUGCAUGGGCGGUUGAAAACUGCAAUGAAAAUCAAAAUAAUGAAAUUCACAAAGAAGAUGGAAUAACAAGUAAUGGAACCACCACUUUUAAUCCAUCUUCAUCAACUACAAGUUACAAUAAUGAGACUGAUAUUGAACAGCCUGCAAGUCAAUCAACUACAUCUAAACCAUCUGAAGAAAAUGGAGUAACCACUAUUGAUUACUGUAAAGUUAGUGGCUUUAUAGGUGACACGCAAAAUUGUAAAAAGUUUUAUAGAUGCGUUGAUAACGGAAAUGGUGGUUUUACACGAUAUGAAUUUAUUUGUGGCGAAGGUACAGUUUGGAAUCAAGAAAUACAGGCGUGUGAUCAUGAAAACGGUCUCUCGUGUAAUGAAAAUGGAGAAAGUGUUACAAAAGAACCACACAAUGAUGAGAUUUAUUUCGAUAACAAUACCACUAAAGAACCGACUACUUCUGAUAGUUCUGUAAGUGAAAAUAAACCGACACCAAGUCAAAAUAAUAAUGUUUGUCAAAAUGAAGGAUUUUAUGGGGAUCCUAAUGACUGUAAAAAGUUUUAUAGAUGCGUGGAUAAUGGAAAAGGAAGUUUUACUAAAUUUGAUUUUACUUGUGGAGAUGGCACAGUUUGGGAUCAAGAAAUACAAGCUUGCAAUCAUGAAUUAAAUAGCAAAUGUUUCAAAAAUAGUACUGUUUCUGUAAGUGAAUCGACGCCUUUUACUACUUUUACAACUACAACAAUGUCAGUUUAUACAGAAGAAACUGAAAAUCAAUCAUCUAUAACAGAUUCUCAAAAUGAUACGUGUCCAUCGGAAGGGUUUUAUCCAAAUUCCGCGGAUUGUCAAAAAUUUUAUCGAUGUGUAAGUAAUGAAAAAGGAGGAUUUACUAAAUAUGACUUCACUUGUGGAGAUGGAACAAUGUGGGUUCAAGAUAUUCAAGCUUGCGAUCAUAAAGAUCAUGAUUAUAAAUGUCAAAAUAAUGCACCAACUACAAAGCCUGAGCAAUCUUCAAAUCAAUCAACAACUACAGAAUACCAAUCACCAUUUGUCCCUUCAUCAACUUUGGCUGAUUCAACAGAAAAACCACAUGAUGAAUAUCAAGACAAUUCUUCAAAUACACCGACACAAGAUGAUAUUUGCUCAUCAGAAGGAUUUUAUCCUAAUAGAAAGGAUUGCAAAAAAUUCUACAGAUGUGUAGAUAACGGUCAAGGCAGUUAUACAAAAUAUGAUUUCACUUGUGGUGAAGGUACCGCUUGGGAUACAGAUAUUCAGACAUGUAAUCAUAUUAGCGAAGUACCCAGGUGCUAUACCAACAUGAGUGAAAAUACUCAGAGUCAAACUAUAGAAGAUGAAGGAGUAUCUCAAACAACAGACAGUAGUGAUUCUACACAGAAACCCAUGGUUUCUGAAAGUACAUCAUUAUCAAGUAAUGAUUUGUGUGAGGCUGAGGGCUACUUUGGUAAUAAACAAGACUGUACAAAAUUCUAUAGAUGUGUUGAUAAUGGAAAAGGUGGUUUCACCAAAUAUGAUUUCGAUUGUGGUGAAGGAACCAUAUGGGAUCAAGAUGUAACAACCUGUAAUCAUCCUCAAGAUGUCGUAAAUCCAUCAUGUCAGAAUUAUCAAUCUGAAACAAGUUCAGCAUUUCCUCCAACAACACAAUUUAGUAAUACUAAUGAUGCAAAUGAACAAACGACAAAUUGCUCUCAGCAAAGUACAACUAAAAAACCAAAAAAUGAAAACGUCACUUGUGAAAAAGCAGGUUAUUAUGCAAAUCCAAACGACUGCAAGAAAUUUUACAGAUGUGUAGAUUGGGAUGGUAACGGGGAAAGAUUUUCUGUUUAUCAUUUUGAAUGUGGAGAAGGCACUAUAUGGGACCCUCAGCUAGAUACUUGUAAUCAUGAAGAUUCUGUUUAUCCACCACGAGACUGUAGUGGAGUGCAAUCUCAAAAUGAGAAUAAUCUCCAGGAAAAUUCUACCGAAGAAACGUCUUCCCAACAAACCACAGAAUCCACGACACAAGAUUCAACAACUUAUGGACAGACAUCAACUACUAAAAAAUCGACUACGGAAGAAACAACAACUCAACAAAGCACAACAAUGGAAGCGACAACAACAGUGGGCACAACAACUACACAAUCUUCCUCAACAGAAAGUUCAACAACUCAACAAUCUUCAACAAGCGAUGGAACAGCAAUAACAACAACUACUACUGAAGGCACUACUACUACUCAACAAUCAACAACAAUAGAGCAAUCAACGACAGAAAUCACAUCGACUCAAGAAACCACAACAGCAGAUAAAACUACUUCUCAGGAAAUGACGACAACUGAAAGUACUACCACCAUACAAACAUCUACAACUGAAGGAAAGACUGAUGAAAGUACAACUACUACUGAACAGUCAACAACUGAUGAAUCGACUACUCAACAAUUAACAGAAAGUAGUGUAACUACUGAAGGAUCAACGGAUGAUCAAUUAUCUACGACAGAAUCAAUGUCAUCAACUGAACAAACGGAAGAUGGAUCGACGACGGAGAGUACAAGUACUGAAGGAACAUCUUCAAAAGAAUGUCCAGAUACAGAUGAAGAUCAAUACUUGUACGUUUGCCCUACCUCAUUUAGAAGACAUCCAAAAUAUUGCAAUAUGUUUUAUCAGUGUACAGAUGAUGACAAUCAUGAGCCAAAAAUUGCGGUAUUCACAUGUCCAAAUAACACCAUUUAUGAUGAAAAUAAAACACAAUGUGUCGAAGAAAGUAGAGCUGAAAAGAAAUGCGAUGGAGAAAUUGCGCAUAGCCGGAGAAUCAAACGCCUUGAUACAUAUUAUAAAGAACCGAUUGUGGUUGGAAAAGAAAAACAUUCUUGCUCUUUAGCAGGCUAUUACCCAUUUGAGAUAUCUAGUGAAUGUUCACCUGCAUUCUUAAAGUGCACACAAAAAGGUAAAUCGGGCCCCUUGCGAGGUUUUGUUUAUCUGUGUCCCGAGGGCUAUGUAUACUGGAAUAUCAGUAAGAGAUGUGAGAGGAAAGAAAGUAUGAAGGACUGCAAAACAUCAGACACCGACUGGAAUAAAAGAUGGGAAAUACCAGUAGAGCGCAAAAAUUUAGCUUUUUAA
This is a messenger RNA of Amyelois transitella, 5592 nucleotides long. Its product is annotated as mucin-22-like. The record is from RefSeq and is a predicted model, not a curated record. The transcript is spliced from 6 exons. Gene Ontology annotation, cellular component: extracellular region. NCBI's taxonomy places the organism in Eukaryota, Metazoa, Arthropoda, Insecta, Lepidoptera, Pyralidae. Gene Ontology annotation, molecular function: chitin binding. Bases 1 to 5592 code for a protein of 1863 amino acids.